CUCUGAGCAUCCGGGAAGGCUGUGCUUUCUGUCUGACCUCCUUCCUUUCUCAGAUCCAGAGCGAGUUCCACCUCCUCUGGAGAGUCUUCCCUGAACCCCCAGCACCCUGGGGUGAGUUAGCAUCUUCCUCCGCCUUCCACUGCUUCAGUAUAAGAAUGGGACAAAUAAGCAUGCUCUGUGAGCCCUCGAGGUGCCAGGCAGUGUACACAGUUACCUGGAUAAAAAGAAUUACCCCGCUUUACGCAUGGAACCUGAGGAUCAGGAACGCUGUGCUGGCUGCAGAUGGACACCUGGUCAUUCUAGAGAAGAUGGACGACUGGAAUGUGGUGGAGCUCAGCGUGAACGAAGAAGUUGUCUUCCACUGCAACAUCAAAGACUUGGAAUUCGGAGGCGAUGGUAAACUAGACCCUCUGUGCCAAGAGGCCAGGAUAGCCGUGCUGAAUGCCUACUGAUCUCGUGGAAACGGGCAUCUCAAGCCAAAAGAACAGCAACUGCCUCAGGCGUUCGGUGAUGCAAACAACAGCAGCCAUUCGGGCCAUGGGCUCCAGCACUACCUUCAGAGCAGGGCGACUCCAGCCUGUCCUGCUGCACGCCAGGCUGCAGGGAAGCGGGUCCACACAGCAAGCAGACCACGUCACCGGCUGAGUGUCUCAUCUGAACCCAUAGGGAGGCCCUCCAAUAUCUGCUACAUGUCGAGCUGAAGGAAAUAAUAAAAUGCAAUCUCAUACCAAA
This is a messenger RNA of Eptesicus fuscus (big brown bat), 732 nucleotides long. It is a transcript of the gene C17H10orf53, whose product is annotated as chromosome 17 C10orf53 homolog. The record is from RefSeq and is a predicted model, not a curated record. NCBI's taxonomy places the organism in Eukaryota, Metazoa, Chordata, Mammalia, Chiroptera, Vespertilionidae. The coding region runs from base 156 to 452 and encodes 98 amino acids. The transcript is spliced from 3 exons.